Molecule: messenger RNA, 3098 nt
Organism: Seriola aureovittata
Lineage: Eukaryota; Metazoa; Chordata; Actinopteri; Carangiformes; Carangidae
Product: rho-related GTP-binding protein RhoB
Exons: 1
Coding region: 156-746 (196 amino acids)
Biological process (GO): small GTPase-mediated signal transduction
Molecular function (GO): GTP binding; GTPase activity
Source: RefSeq, a predicted model, not a curated record
GUACUGGUAAAGGUUGUGGAGUUAGGAGACGAGAACGACUUACUGGAGAAGGCUGUCCUUUCUCAUUUAGAGCAUUUAAAUAGUGGGAGCGGACACAGCGGGCAUAUAUGUGUUUUGGACGCUACGUCUGAGCUAGAGCUAGGAAAAAGGAAGGGAUGGCAGACAUACGCAAGAAACUUGUCGUGGUGGGGGACGGCGCAUGUGGGAAAACAUGUCUACUGAUUGUAUUCAGCAAAGAUGAGUUUCCUGAGGUGUAUGUUCCGACUGUGUUUGAGACAUAUGUGGCGGACAUAGAAGUGGACAACAAGCAAGUCCAGCUAGCUCUGUGGGACACCGCUGGACAGGAGGACUAUGACCGGCUGCGCCCCCUCUCCUACCCGGACACUGAUGUCAUUCUGAUGUGCUUCUCCGUAGACAGCCCGGACUCAUUGGAAAACAUCCCUGAAAAGUGGGUCCCUGAAGUCAAACACUUUUGUCCUAAUGUACCAAUUAUAUUAGUGGCCAACAAGAAGGAUCUGCGCAACGACGAGAACGUAAGGAACGAGCUGUCCCGGUUGAAGCUGGAGCCAGUGAAAACAGAGGAUGGCCGGGCCAUGGCCAUGCGCAUUGGCGCAUAUGACUAUUUGGAGUGCUCUGCCAAAACCAAGGAGGGGAUCUGGGAAGUGUUCGAGACUGCAACACGGGCAGCGUUACAAAAACGAACAACACCCCCAGGUGGUUGUCUCAAAUGCUGUGUUUUGAUGUGAAUCGAUUCUGUCUGGCGAACCAUGAGGUGCAGACAAGACGUUACCGCCGCUGGGAUCUGUGUCUGAACAUGUAUGGGCAGUGACCAUGGUUUGGAUACUCCCUUUUGAUCAGACGACCUUGGCUGAACCAGAACGAAGGACUGCAAAGAAGUUGUUUUGAACACACUCGAUAAUCAUCUGAUAUCGUUGUGUGUGUCCGUGUGUCUGUGUGUGUGUGUGUGUGUGAAAUGCACUGGUUACAGCAUGUUCUUUGUGGGUCACAUGAUCCCAGUCUGACUGGUGGAGGGGUAAAAAGGACAAACCACAAACAUUUCAAUGGACGCCUGGACCCCUGUCUCUUAUGUGGACAAGGCCUGCUUUCGAGUCAAGAUUUCACUUGCUCACUUUUUGUGUUUCACAGUGUUUGCUUAGGCCACUGCCUUACUGCCAAUGUUAUACUUUGUAAUAAGCAAAGCAGUAAAAAAAAUUGCACUUGUUAUUUAUGUCCACUUUGUAUUGUAAAAUGGCUGUAUUCUUUUGAGAAAUUGCACAGCAUCUGCAAACUACAGUAAUUCACAGAACGUUUUAUACACCCUUCAGUGUAAGGAUAGCCGUGGUGUUCUGUAUAGUUCCUUCUGAUGUUUGAUGCCAUUUUGGAAUUAACCUUAGCUUAAGUUUACAGUUCAUGAAAUUAGCUGUCUCAGGUUUGUUAGUUGGAACAACGUCCACAUUGUAUGUUUUGACUCCCCAGUAUUAAAUGCUUAGUUAAUAGUUGUUAGGCAACAUGCCCAAUUUCAUAACAGGUCUUGGAGAGUACACAUCAUGUCUGGGAAAGGGCUUAACCAUAUAGUCCAAUGUAUUGCAACUUUUCUGGUUGGUGUUUUGUUAGAGUGGACAAACAGUUAAACAGAAAUAUUUUUUUUUUUUUAGGCUUGCUAAGCAUGCAUCUACCAUAAAUGUAAUGCUUGGCUGUGGCAACAGUGACACUGAUGAAAUAGGUGCUUUUUGAACACAGAUUAGUAAAACAGUGAAAGGAAAGUUACACAAAGGCACUGUCAACUGUAAACAGUCAGGAAAGGAAAAAUGUUUUUAUUUUAUUUUACAGCUCACCUGAACCAAAUCAUUUGAAGCAAAUACAGCAUCUCACUAUGUUUUUGAACUCUGAAAUCCAGGUUUAGCUAUUUCACAGGCUGGCAUAUCUUAGCUGUCUCUAAGACCUGCUUAGCAUUUUACAUUAAGAUACAGCUUCAUCUGCAGUCCUGUGGGUGAUAUUUCUAAGAGAAGAUUGAGCAUGUGAGAUGGUUUAGCAUGUGAGUGCUUUGUUCACAGAAAUAUGUUUUAUUAGAAAGUGUCAUGAAAAGAGGAGUGGGCUACAUCAGAACUCUAUGAGCCAGUAGCACACUCACAUGGGAUUAAGCCAUGGGAUGACAAUUAAAAAUUUCAAUGGAAAUUGAUCAUAUGUUAUGUUAUUAUAACCAGAAUCUUUUAAUAAUGACACAAACUUAAAAAAAACAAAAGGGUGUCCCUAUUUUUUUCUGAAGCUAUAAAGUUAUAAUUCAGUAAAACUGAGUUCAGUAAAACUGAAUUAUGACUGACACAAAUCCACCUUAAUGUCUUCCUUUAUGACUGUGAAUGUAGCUCAAAUUUAUGUGUUCAAACACAUAGUUGGAGCUUUGUAUGUCAGCUAGAUUUCAAUUCUUGUGAAAUAAAUCCAGCUCAUGUUUGAUCUGUGUCUACACAGAAGUGUUGUGUAACUGUCCUCUUACAUGAUGGUGGGAGUGCUUGUACAAAUGACAGCUAUGAUCAUCAAUUACAGAGAGUGUUGCUACACUGAAAAUCCAGGGCAAAACCCUGGUGGAUGUACAAUGUGAGUUAUUCUUUUAAUGAUAACUGAAGACAAGAAAGCUCAAUUUCACCUUAAACAUGUCAUUUUUCUGUGGUUCAGAAAGCAACUAUAGCAAAGAUAAAUCUGAGUCUAAAAGAGUAUUUCUAAAAAUCCAACCAGAGUUACGACGAUGUAAAAGUCACAUUCCUCCCUGCCUUCUGUUGCUGGGCUUUUUGCUGACUUACAGAGCAGGAAUGCAUUGUGUUGGAUUGGUUAAUUUUCCCACAUUGCUCCUCCCUAUGUGCCUCCGAUUUCCAGUGUUGUUAGGUUAUAAUUCAGUGAUGAGUGCUGAAAAUGUGCCAAACCUAUCUGUUUGUAAGUGUUGAUCAAAUUAUGACCACAUUAAUGAAAUCACGCAAUACUUACUAGGUUUGAACAGUAGAUGGCAAACAAUGGAAAUUUUUGUGAGGAAAAAAAAAAGAAUGUAAGGGAACAAUCGGUACUGUUCUGGGAAACUCAAUAAAAAAAAAUCAAUGUGUGUCACCAUC